Molecule: messenger RNA, 3138 nt
Organism: Salvelinus namaycush (lake trout)
Lineage: Eukaryota; Metazoa; Chordata; Actinopteri; Salmoniformes; Salmonidae
Product: kelch-like protein 4
Exons: 11
Coding region: 1-2196 (731 amino acids)
Molecular function (GO): protein binding
Source: RefSeq, a predicted model, not a curated record
AUGUCGGGAAAGAAGGAGUUUGAUAUGAAACAGAUCCUCAGGCUGCGUUGGCGCUGGUUUAGUCAUUCAUCCCAGAGUUCUGCCGGUGGAGGAGGAGGAGGAGGGGGUGGAGGAGGAGGAGUAGGAUGCCUCCAGGAGAGCUUUGAUCACAAAGGGACCCCAGUCCAGGGAAGACUGAAGAAUCACUCCCGGGACAGAGGUGGCAGUGGAGGGGGACUCCGGAAGCAGAACAGCAACAGUCCGGUCCAUAGUAUCCUGGCUCCCACGCCUGUCUAUGUCAGAGCCAGUAAUCAAUCAUGGCAACAGCAGAAUAUUAUUCAGCACCUGCAGCAGCAGGGCGGCCACAAGCUGCCUAAGAACAGCAGCUCACCUAACAACACCAGGAAGGAGGACUGCUCCAAGAGCAGCCAGGAGAAUGUGAAGAGUGUUGAAGAGUCCUUAGAGGCGGAUGCAAGAGACAGGUAUGCCUCCUCUUCCUCCUCUAGGAUGAGCUCCAACGGCUCGGAUGAGUUCUUCCAGGCUACAAACCAUGCGGAACAGACCUUUCGCAAGAUGGAGACUUAUCUUCAGCACAAGCAGCUGUGUGAUGUCGUCUUGAUAGCGGGAGAUCAUAAGAUCCCGGCUCACAGGUUGGUCCUCAGUGCAGUCUCUGACUACUUUGCUGCCAUGUUCACCAGCAACGUGAGAGAGGCCAAACAGGAGGAGAUCAAGAUGGAGGGGGUGGAUCCAGAAUCCUUGAGAUCUCUGGUCCACUUUGCAUACACUGGUGUCCUUGAAUUGAAGGAGGAGAUCAUAGAGAGUUUAUUGGCUGCAGCCUGCCUUCUACAGCUCUCGCAAGUCAUUGAGGUCUGCUGUAACUUCCUCAUGAAACAACUCCAUCCAUCUAAUUGCCUGGGGAUACGCUCCUUCGCUGAUGCCCAGGGAUGCAUGGAUCUGCUCAACGUGGCCCACAACUACACUAUGGAGCACUUCCUAGAGGUGAUUCAGAACCAGGAGUUUCUCCUGCUUCCUACGGCUGAGAUCGUCAAACUCUUGGCCAGUGAUGACAUAAACAUACCAGAUGAGGAGACCAUCUUCCAGGCUCUGAUGAUGUGGGUGCGGUUCGAUGUUCAGCAUCGCCAGCAGGACCUUGGGGUGCUCCUGGCCGAAAUCCGCCUGCCUCUUCUACCUCCACAGCUCCUAGCUGACCUGGAGAACAAUACGAUGUUCACAGACAACCUGGAAUGCCAGAAGCUUCUAAUGGAAGCCAUGAAGUACCAUCUGCUACCGGAGCGUCACCUCAUGUUCCAGAGCCCCAGGACUAAACCCAGGAAGUCCACUGUAGGAGUACUCUACGCUGUGGGAGGCAUGGACGCUACCAAGGGAUCUACGACCAUAGAGAAGUAUGACCUGCGGACCAACACAUGGACCCAGGUGGGGGUGAUGAACGGCCGGAGGCUGCAGUUCGGGGUGGCAGUGAUCGAUGACAAGCUGUACGUGGUGGGGGGCCGAGACGGGCUGAAGACAUCCAACAUGGUGGAGUGUUACAACCCUUUCAACAAUGUCUGGUCCACCAUGCCUCCCAUGUCUACACACAGACACGGACUUGGUAUAACAGUGUUGGAGGGCCCCAUGUAUGCAGUCGGUGGCCAUGAUGGAUGGAGUUACCUGAAUACAGUGGAGAGGUGGGACCCCCAGGCUAAACAGUGGAACUACGUGGCCAGCAUGUCCACGCCACGCAGCACUAUGGGAGUCACCGCACUCAACGGAAAAUUGUUUGCAGUUGGUGGUCGGGAUGGGAGCUCGUGUCUGCGGUCAAUGGAAUGCUUUGAUCCACACACCAACAAGUGGAGUAUGUGUGCCCCCAUGGCGAAGAGGAGAGGAGGGGUGGGUGUGGCCACGUACAACAGCUUCCUCUAUGCUGUGGGUGGUCAUGAUGCCCUGGCGUCCAACCACUGCUCCAGACUAUCAGACUGUGUAGAGAGGUAUGAUCCCAAAACAGACACAUGGACCACGGUGUCCUCUCUGAGUGUCCCCAGAGAUGCUGUAGGUAUCUGUCUGCUAGGAGACAGGCUAUACGCUGUCGGAGGAUACGACGGAACAUCCUACCUGAACAGUGUUGAGUCCUAUGAUGCACAGAACAAUGAAUGGACUGAGGAGGUCAAUCUCAACAUUGGAAGGGCUGGAGCCUGUGUUGUAGUUGUGAGAAUACCUUGAGAACUACAACUCCCUACAACCCCCAGGAAUGCCACACACCACUGAUGUCACUGAGAAUGUUUUUCCUUCAGUUUUUCAACUGUAAAGACAAACCUCUACUGCAUUCCUCACAAACCAAUGUUUCCAUCAACAGUGAUUUUCAUUGUCCACUUGAAAGUAUUUUAUCUUUGAUUAUAAGAACGUACUUUACCAUAUCUACGGAUCAAGUAAGUGGUUAGUAAUGGUUAAAAAAAAUUAAGAAAACUCUUCCACACUCUCCUUGGUCUGGUUACUCUGUUAAAAUGCUCUAUCAGAAAAUAAUGUUCAGAAAAUAAUGUUCAGAAAAUAAUGUUCUCUAUAUGAUACAAAGAAAGAAAUUACAUUUAUUAACUGAUACUUUUACAUUUAUACAGCAACAUUCUAUAUUUGUCUCAUCACAUAAUAUUUUUUCGAUUUAUACUCCUAUGUAUAUCUCUCUUUUAGCCACCGGAAAAUUAAAUGUACUUUUUCUAUUUUUACUACAUCUCUGUUGCUAAACUGGAUUUCUACUCUACAAAACGUUUUGAAGAAGGAUCACUGUGAAUAAUACUGAAGAUGAAGAGUUUGCAAAGUGCAAUACCGGGUACGCUGUACCAGAACAUUUUGAGAAAGUUACUCACGUUGCACAGCAACUGUGAGCUGGACAUAGAUAUUUUAGAAAGGAAAGGAAACAAAAAGUUUUCAAAAAGUUUUUUUUGCUUUCUUGGAAGCUCUAGCUGAAUUACACCAAAGUCGUUACCCAGUCUUAGAAAUGUUGUGUACAUGUUUUAAAAAUACGUUUACAGAAUUGUGAAUAUACAAAUAUAUCAUAUUGAUAUUUUGCAUUACUACAAAGAUGUUAGUAGGUUUGCUAAAAUUGCAGUCAUCUUUAUAUAAUCAUAUCAUGCCUAAACCACUGCAUUACUGUCAUCUCCAGGGUUUCUU